Molecule: messenger RNA, 2077 nt
Organism: Nothobranchius furzeri (turquoise killifish)
Lineage: Eukaryota; Metazoa; Chordata; Actinopteri; Cyprinodontiformes; Nothobranchiidae
Gene: rcn1
Product: reticulocalbin 1, EF-hand calcium binding domain
Cellular component (GO): endoplasmic reticulum
Molecular function (GO): calcium ion binding
Source: RefSeq, a predicted model, not a curated record
UCCUUCCCUCAGGAAAUGGGACAGGAUUUCUUCAAACUGUGGGUCGUACUGGACUGGAGGUGUUUCAGGGACUUAUUUUAGAGUAAGGUGCUUGUUUCAGUUCUGGUGUUCGGACCACGCUGCUGAAUAACAACGCAAAGCACGCCCGAGAGGAGGAAGCGGCUACCUUUGUCUCUUGCUAGCUGUUGCAUUCAUUGUUGUAGGCCUGUUUUGGGUUAGCUGGUCAGAGGUCAGCCUCCGCCUCAGACUGAUGGCUGGCUUCAGCUUCUUCUUGAUGUGCGCUGCGCUUCUCUGCGCCUCUUCGGCACACGCGAAGCCGACGCUACGGAAAGAGAGAGUUCUCUAUCAAGACCCAGAGUUGGUCCGGCAAGCCCACGAAGACAACAAGAGCUACCAGUACGACCAUGAGGCUUUUCUGGGCAAAGAGGAGGCCAAGACGUUUGACCAACUCACCCCGGAGGAGAGCAAAGACAGACUUGGAAAAAUCAUAGACCGAAUAGACGGAGACGCAGAUGGCUUCAUCACGACAGCCGAGCUCAAGGCUUGGAUUAAACGGGUACAGAAGCGUUACGUCUAUGAGAAUGUAGCGAAGGUGUGGACGGACUACGAUCUGAACAAAGACAACAAGAUCUCGUGGGAUGAGUACAAGCAAGCUACGUAUGGAUACUAUCUGGCUAACCCGGAAGAGUUUGAGGACGACAAAGAUCAGUUCAGCUUCAAGAAGAUGCUUCCUCGAGACGAGAGGAGGUUUAAAGAAGCUGAUCUGAACGGGGACUUGGCAGCAGACAGGGAGGAGUUCAUGGCCUUCCUCCACCCUGAGGAGUUUGAACACAUGAAGGCUAUAGUGGUGCUGGAAACUCUGGAGGACAUUGACAAGAACGGCGAUGGGCAUGUGGACGAGGAUGAGUACAUUGCUGACAUGUUUGCACAUGAGGAUGGAGGUCCGGAACCAGAUUGGGUAAAGACGGAGAGGGAGCAAUUCUCUGACUUCAGAGACUUGAACAAAGAUGGGAAAAUGGACCAGGAUGAAAUCCGCCAGUGGAUUAUGCCUCAGGACUACGACCAUGCCCAGGCUGAGGCCAGACAUCUCGUGUACGAGUCGGACUCUGACAAGGAUCAGAAGCUGACUAAAGAGGAGAUCCUUGAGAACUGGAACAUGUUUGUAGGAAGUCAGGCCACCAACUACGGAGAGGACCUGACUAAGAACCACGAUGAGCUCUGAGCUCCCCUACAUCUUUGUGAGGAGGAUUUUUAGACACGUUUGACUUUUGAAGACAAAGAAUCACAAACUCUUAAACAUCCUCCCUGCUAGCACAGCAUCAUCCUUUCAUUGGAACUGCAAGGCUGAUACUAAAACGGACUUUUCCCAUGACGAACAAGUGGACAGGGAAGAGUCAGUCCUGAGGAGAUCCCUAAGACUGAUGGUUUUGUUCCUGACAUUCAAGAGCAAAGAGCCAGAGGACUUACUCUCCAUCGAUCGGUGCCUUCCAGCCACAUGGCGGAGAGCUUUGCUGCCUGAGAGAUUUGUUUUGAAUCAAACUUGUCGGAUGUGGGAAACGUUAGUGUUAGCAAUAAUAAUGUGAAUCUCAACUCCGAGCAUUUAUUGUGAUUUUAGUUAUUUAUCUGAUGUCUUUGAAACUAAACAUUUAAGAUAUUCAUUUAGAGAUCUUUUUUAUUUUUACAGAAAACACGCUCCUUUGUUUACAUUUGACUCAUAAUAAUGCCCCUGUUUGAUGUGUUGAUCUUAGUUUUGUGUUUUAUAAACGGAUGUUACAUGGCAUGGGUUUUUGCACGCCGUUUGGUGUUAGUGUAGCCUCUUUUACUUUCUGACUUAGUUUAUUCUGUAUUUAUUUGGUACACUCUAUGCUUCGUUCUUACAGUGUUUACCUUUUGUUCAGUUUUAGUUGUUAAAUGUUCUUUGUUAAGCCAUGUUUGCUCGAGUACUGAAAAUGAGAACAUAACAUCCUUGCUUUAUGUGACAUCACAUUUACUGUUUGUUUUCCUGGUGGUCUGUUUGCUUAGAAAUUGUAAUUUUGAGAGCUAAAAAGAAAAACGGCUCGUACAAAGAACAAACCCA